Saccharomyces eubayanus is the source of this 996-nucleotide messenger RNA. It is a transcript of the gene YRB2, whose product is annotated as Yrb2p. Gene Ontology annotation, molecular function: GTPase activator activity. Gene Ontology annotation, biological process: protein import into nucleus. The record is from RefSeq and is a predicted model, not a curated record. Gene Ontology annotation, cellular component: nuclear pore; cytoplasm. The transcript has a single exon. NCBI's taxonomy places the organism in Eukaryota, Fungi, Ascomycota, Saccharomycetes, Saccharomycetales, Saccharomycetaceae. The coding region runs from base 1 to 996 and encodes 331 amino acids.
AUGAGCGAGUCCAAGAUUGAUAGUGCAGUGGAUGAAAAGACUAAGGUGCAGCAACCUGCGGUUAAAGAAACCAUUGAUGAACUAGAUAAAACUCCCAAGAGACCAAGGGAAGAAGCACAGGAUGAAGAGAGGGAAGAAACGAGUGAGAAACCAGAACCAUCCAACGCUGAUGAGGAAAAGAAGAAGGAUGAUGACGACGAGCAAGAGGCGUCUUCGCACAAAAAAACAAAGACCGACGAUGCAAAAGUUGUUGACAAGCAAUCAUCUAAAGAUGCUAGUAAGGUUGAAGAUGAAGAAAGAAAGGAUAAAUUCGUGUUUGGUGCGGCAUCCAAUUUCGGAACUGGGUUCGGUGUCGCUAAGGGGGACACCAAGAACGAGAAAACAACCAACGCCAACUCUUCAUCGGCGUCCAAUACAACUACAAAGAAGCCAUUUGCAUUUGGUUCAGGUUUGUCGUUUGGCAGCGGCUUCAGCAUAUUGAAAAGCAAGAACGACAAUGACAGCGAAAACGGAAAGAAAGUUGCUGACGAUAAGGGAAAAGUCAACAGCGACUCUGAGCAGCGGGCAAAGACGUCAGAAGCCCCAAGCGACGCAGCAAGACCUCUCAAACUGCAAAAGCAAGAUAUCAAAUCCGGCGAAGAGUCAGAGGAGUGCAUAUACCAAGUCAACGCUAAACUGUACCAGCUCUCCAAGAUAGAAGAAGGCUGGAAGGAAAGAGGCGUUGGUGUAAUUAAAGUUAACAAAAGUAAAAAGGAUGAAGAAAAGACCCGUAUAGUCAUGAGAUCUCGUGGUAUCUUGAAAGUCAUUUUGAACAUUCAAUUGGUCAAAGGGUUCACCGUGCAAAAGGGAUUCACCGGUUCGUUGCAAAGCGAGAAAUUCAUAAGAUUGUUGGCCGUGGACGACAACGGCGACCCUGCACAAUAUGCCAUCAAGACUGGUAAAAAGGAGACCACAGACGAAUUGUACAACACUAUAGUCAAGUCUGUUCCUAAAUAA